CAGAGAGCUUAAUAUUUCUCUUGCACCGGAAGCGGCAUUCUAAGCCAGGAAGAAAAAUAUUCAUACGAGUUAAUAAUAAACAAAAAAGCUAAGUGUAAAGCUGUUUAUUGCAAAGAUGAUUAUAUACGCUACUUGCAUAUACAUUUAAAUUGAGAGUAUGAAAGCCAGGUUAAAUUAAAAUAUCUGUGAAAUAUCGAAUGUCAGAAGCUGGUAUGAGGUUGUGAAAAGUUCAUAGAAGCAAAAUAAAAUGGAAAGCAGAUCAGAAUUUGGGAUUUGUUCAUUAGAUGACAGUCUUAUUUGCAUAGAAUCUGAUUUUGAAAGAAACAGCCAAGUCUUAGACUCAUUGGAAGAUACACUAGAGGGACAAAACAGCAGUGAGAGAUUAAUAGUUGAACAUAGCGAUGAAAAUACUAGACAAAUGUAUGCUAAUGAGAGUUUGACACCAGUCUGUGAUAUUACUGAUGAGGAAGACAAAAUAACGCCACCAGUGGAACACAGGAAAAACAAUCUAGUAAACUACAGUACCACUCCACGAUUUCUUCUAAAAUACUGUCAGUUUAUUGAAAAACACCUAUGUAUUUCAUUUGCUGCCACACUGGGAUUGCAUACAUCAAUCGUGUUGACAACUAUACUACUAAUAGUCAAAAGUUACAACAUAUUUCCCAUAAGUUUUCAAGAUUUGCCAUUGGUUCUUUAUAAUGAUACCUCGCAUACACAAGAUCUGGCAUGGCGGUAUGCAAUGCAGUACAAAAAUAGAGUCAUACAUCCCAUUUUUGGUCUUAAGCCUCGAAAACAGCUUUCAGAAACACUCGAACUUAUAUUUGAAGGGGGCGAUAUUUUCUCGGAGAUAAAUAUGAAGUUACUUAAUGAAACAGAAUCAAAAUUGUUCUAUAGACAAGACUAUCAAGCCAAGUUUUGCUAUCCAAGUAUUCAAAAUGAUUGCGAGAAACCCAUAUCAGUCCUCCGGCUCUUUGACGGCACAUAUACAGAUGUUGACCGAGUCUUCAAUUCAGGAUCAUUCAAAAACGCAUCAAGUAUCAUAUGUAAAGCCGUCAAGAAUAAUAAAACAAGAGUUUUUCUCCUACCACUUUUGGAAAAGGACUAUGAUCCUUGUGAUGCAAACAAGAGAUCGUCAAAAACACGAUUGUUUAUGUUAUUUAGUUGGAAAUCGAAGGAACAUUAUAAUGAAAAUACAUAUCGCGAAUAUCUAAGUUUAAAAAUACAAAAAGAGGUUAAAAGACUCCAAGACGAAGUAUUAGACGCACAUAUGUCAGUGUUUUAUUAUAGCAUUAAGAUGUAUCUUUAUGACGUUUAUCGUGAAGCAUUCAGAAAUAUGAAAUUAGCAAUAGGAAGUUUUUUGUUUAUUUUCAUGUUUAUGUGGUUCCAGACCAAGUCAUUUUGGAUAACAUUCUUUGGAAUACUGAGUAUUUUCACGAGUUUUCUCUUAACAAAUCUUAUUUAUAGGUUUGUUCUUCAAUAUAGAUAUUUCGGAUUUUUUCAUAUUAUUUCUGUUUUCAUCAUUCUUGGAAUUGGUGCGGAUGAUAUCUUUAUAUUCUACGACACUUGGAUACUAUCAAAACAUACCAGAUAUCCAUCAAAAGCUCACCGUCUUGCAGAUUGUUAUUUGAAAGCAGCAAAAACGACAUUUGUGACAUCGCUUACAACAAUGGCAGCAUUUCUAGUGAGUGCGCCCUCUCCGUUACUACCCGUUGCUUCCUUCGGAAUCUUUACUGGAAUGCUAGUCGGUGUUAACUUUUUAUUUGACCUCACAUGCUUUCCAAUCGUAAUUUUGUUUCAUUCUGAGGUAAUAACGCCAUGCUUUGUUAGACUGAUUCCAUGUUCAAGGAAGACAUUGUCGGUAAGGACAGAAAGUCAUGAUAGAUUAAUCACAUCACUACAAAACAGAACAUCUAGUGAUAAUAAUGAUUGCUCCCGAGAUGUGACUUAUCACCAGCUACAGCUCCAAGAUGAAGUGAACGAGGAAAAUGAAACAAAAAUUGACACAGCAGAACAUUCUAAAAAAAGGAAUAAAGUAGUUUGGUUUUUGGAGAAUAAAUUCUACAAUUUUAUGAUUUGGAAACCAGUAAGAAUAGUAAUACCUCUAACUUUCCUAAUAAUUACUGCAUUUUUUACAUACAGUGCUACAACUUUAGAAGCUGACAGUUCUCAGGUUAAAAUUUACAGAGAAUCUAACAACUAUGCAAAAGCUAUAGAGCGCCAUUUCUCUUGGUUUCAACAGAACUAUGAUAACAGUUACAACAGACUUCAUCUUACAUGGGGCAUGAAGCCACAAAACAUGCAAUCGUGUGACUGGAAGUCAGGUGACUCUUGUAAAGGACAGUCUGAAAUCGAUGGACAUUUUGAUAUGUCGUCAUCUGAAGCACAAAUCUCACUCAUGAACUUGUGCCGACUAUUAGAAAAUUUUACAGAUGAAGAAAUAACAUCCUACGGAAUAAAAAGAAACCCAGUGACGAACAAACCAGAAAUAGCAUGUUUUAUUUCGGCCUUGCAUAAAUUUAUACAGAAUACUGGUUACCUGGAAAAUAUUCCAUUUCCGUUUACAAAUGAAUCUGUUGUUCCGUUUAUGAGAAGAAAUUUUCAUAUAUACAACAUAUCAAGUGUACCGGCAAACUUUAACAGAUAUUUUGAGAUUCUUGUAUCUUAUUGGCUUAGUAAUGGAUAUACACACAUUCCAACUGAAGACUUCUUGACAUAUCAUCGUCUUAUUGGUGAGACAACAAUACCAGGAGUAACUCAACAUUUCAACAGAUCGUCUUUUAUUGGAACGUAUGGAACAAGACUGAGAGUAAUUGCAAUAGAAAUAAACACAACAUUUACUUUUCAAAACAUUGGAUAUCGUGAAGGCAAACCAAUAUAUCAUUUGUGGGAAAAGUUUAUACAGCAGGAGGUAUCAAAGAUGCCAAGUUCUAUGAAAAGUGGCUUCCAAUCUACUUAUGAAUCGUGGCACUGGAUAAAACUUCAAGAGACUCUUGUGAAAUCUGCAGUCAGAGGUGUUGUCAUUGGAAUAUCAUUAGCAUUUCCAAUUCUAACGCUCACAACAUUGAAUGUGGUGAUUGGCUUUCUUGCUACUAUUUGCAUCACUAUGAUUACCGUGGUUGUGGUUGGUUUAAUCCCUCUGAUUGGAUGGAAACUAGGGGUAUUGGAAUCUAUCAAUCUGAGUUUAAUCGUUGGACUGUCGGUUGACUAUGUGGUGCAUUUUGCAGAGGCAUACAGAACCUCUCCAUUUACCCACCGUAAAGACCGCGUAAAGAGCAUGUUAGAAGGCAUGGGACUGUCUGUAUUAUCAGGGGCGAUAACAACCUUUGGUGCUGCUGUUUUUAUGCUGUUUGCUGAAAUUCAAUUUUCAUAUCAGUUUGGAAUAUUUGUGAUGUGCACAAUCGGAACAUCUUUUCUGUUUUCAUUUCUGUUAUUUCCUGCAUUUAUGGCAUCAUUUGGACCCGAAGGAGAUAGUGGGUCAAUUCCAGCAAUUGUUAAAGCGAUUAAAUUGAGGUAUCAUAGGAAACAGGAAUAUAUGAGAGUUAAUUGCGAUGAAACGUACGAUUCAGACAUUGAACUAUUGAGUUAGUUGCGAUGAAACGUACGAUUCAGACAUUGAACUAUUGAGUUAGUUGCGAUGAUACGUACGAUUAAGACAUUUAACUAUUGAGUUGAUUACGAUGAUACGUACGAUUCCGGUAUUGAACUUUUUUUGAGAUUAUUGCGAUGAUAAGUACGAUUCAGACAUAAGUGCGAUUUAGACAUUGAACUAUUGAGAUUAUUGCGAUGAUAUGUACCUUUCAGACAUUGAACUAUUGAGAUUAUUGGGAUGAUAUGUGCGAUUCAGAUAUUGACUUAUUGGAAUUAUUGCGAUGAUACGUACGAUUGUUGAGAUUAUUGUGAUGAUAAUUGCGAUUCAGACAUUGAACCAUUAGAAUUAUUGUAUCAAUACGUAUGAUUCAAAUAUUGAACUAAUGGAAUUAUUGUGAUGAUAUAUGCGAUUCAGAUAUUGAACUAUCGAGAUUAUUGCGAUGAUAUGUACUAUUCAGACAUUGAACUAUUGAGAUUAUUGUGAUGAUAUGUGCGAUUCAGAUAUUGACCUAUUGGAAUUAUUGCGAUGAUACGUUCGAUUGUUCAGAUUAUUGUGAUGAUAAUUGCGAUUCAGACAUUGAACCAUUAGAAUUAUGGUAUCGAUACGUAUGAUUCAUAUAUUGAACUAAUGGAAUUAUAGUGAUGAUAUAUGCGAUUCAGAUAUUGAACAAUUGAGAUUAUUGCGGUGAUACGUACGAUUUAGACAUUUUCUUAUUCAAUUUAGACAUUAGCUUAUUCAUAAAUUGUAGGGCUUGUAUUUCCUAUCAUAACUUCCUUAAUAGAGGGUUGCUGCUCACAAGAAAGCUAUUAAACCAAGAGUUUCAAGUGGUGAAGUUGAAAUCAUCCCUUCGUAAAUUUUACGGACGCCAUCACGAGUUGGUUGACCGUUAUGGAGUAUCCGUUUCACAGAUGACAACGUGUAUGUUCCAAUUGUCGUAACUACAAUCCCGUCCCCUUUUCCCCGAAUGUGACCUAGCGAACUAGAUUUAUCACCGGGUUUGUACAACAUGAGCAACACGACGGGCGCCACAUGUGGAGCAGGAUCUGCUUACCCUUGAAUUUGUUUGUUUGUCUUUUUUUUUUAGCCAUGGCAUUGUCAGUUUAUUUUCGACUUGUGAGUUUGAAUGUCACUUUGCAUGUUUGGUAUCCGUCGCCUCUUUUGUAUAAGAACAUAAUUUAUCAGUUUGUUUUGUUAUAAUGAUGUCUUGUUAUUAUUUUUGAUGAAUAUGAUUAUAAAGAUGAGUUUUGUCUGAAUAGUGAGGACCGAUAAUGUUUUAAGCGCUAAUCAUAGAAAUAUUUUCAUCUGGGGUCUACAGCAGGUCAAAGACUGGUAUGCGGUUGUCUCUCCGUUUGGGAUGAAACAUUUUGCACACUUACUCGAGUUUGCCAUUACCGAUUUACCAGAAACUUUUUAAUCCUUUGAAAUGGUUAUACGAGAAUCUGAUUACCUUCAGACGAUUUUCUCAUUUGUAAUUUGAGAGAUUUAUGACUUUAUCCAGUGAAAUAAAUGUUUUAUAAACGCAAACUUGUCAAUACAAUAUUUGGUUUAUACAAAAGUAUACAAACAAUAAAAAACAUUUAUUUAAAUAAAGGGGAUUAAAUUUGUUUUUUUUUCUUUUCGGUUUUGUCUAGACUAAUCUUUGUAUAAGAAAGAGAAAAACCGGGUCAUUAAGAAUAUAAUCAUACUUAAUAGAGGAUUUAAAUAUUUUCUUAUGUCUGACAAAAUUUACAUAACUAUAAGCUGCAAUUAAAAAAUUAAAUUGCUUGGAAAAUCCAUAGAUAAUAAACCUGAAAUGUUAAAUAACGGACAUGGUUAUUGCAGCUUACUUUAAUUCACAGGAAAAAAGUAUUAACAAAAAUACCGAACACUAAGGUAAAAUCAAAAAGGGGAAGUCCAUAAUAUUGAAAAUCAAAGUACUGAAGUACUGAACAUCGGAUGACCGCAGGUUCUUGUGGAUGGUCAAAAGCACAUGUCACAGAAACAGAUCACAUCUCUAUACCUGAAACUGAGGUUAAUUUACAGAGAUUUUUUUUUCUUAUACAAGUUCGUGCUUGGAUGAUGAAUAAAUGACAGGAAAUUCAACCUCACCGUAAUAACUAUUAUAUUGUAGUGAUACAAAUCAGUAUACCUUAGACUAUUAUACUAAUAUAAUAAUAGUUCCAGAGAAUACACUGGUUUGUUGUUAUAUAUUAUAUUAAUAUUACGGUUGCAUGUAUAUAUAAUUUUCAUCUAUUUGUAUAUCAUACUAUUCUACUAUUAUUAUAGUGUAAUGCAAGUGCAUGGUGGACACUCUUCUGUAAAAAAAAAGUCAAAGUCUUAAAGGCUGUAAAAGCAAUUGCUGCCAUGUUAAUGUUUUGUGGACUUUUAUUUUUCAUCCAUAUAUAUAAGAAUUAAACCUGACAGGACAGGAGUGUUGACUAGUGAGAAGCAAGACGGUUUUAACUUUAUAUCAAUAUAAGACUUUAGCAGGAAAUCAUUUUAAAUAUGUUUUAUAUUUUACAAGGAGACAACAAGUUUACCAGGCUAAAGUUGGGGUUAAUUAUACAUGUGCUGAAACAUAUAACUGAAAAAAAAAAUCAUUAUGGAUUAGCCCCUGGUAGUGUUUGUAACUGGGCAAUAAUUUCCUUUAUUGAUUUAAUUUUAACCAUUUUCAUAAUUAAUUUAAAUUAACCAUUCAGUUAAAACAUUUCAACUUUCCAGACGCAAAUGUUGAAAAACGGGACAGAAAUAAAAUAUCUUACAAGACAUAAACAUGUAAAAAAUAAAUAUAUAUUUCAGCUUACUAAAAAUAUUUUCAUAAUGUUACUUUGACAUCAUUUCUUAAAACUAAGUCCCAAACAUAAUUGCUCAGUUGACAUGUGUCAUCCUCAUGCGAUACGAGAUAACUAUAAUUCUGAUGCAAUCCCGAAAAGGGGGGUCAUCACAAACAAACAUGACAUUAAAUUGUCAUUAUACGAACUAGAACAAACAGCUCUAUGUUGCUUUGAUAUUUAUCAAUUUUCAGGAAACAUGUGAAAUAAAUUUCAGGUCCAUUUCAUUAUAGUGCCUAACAAGAUUGUGUGAGGUAGACGAAAUUGACCUUAAAACGAUCGUAUUGUCUUUUGAUGUCCAAAAAUAGGCAGAUCGGACAUAUAAGGACUUUAUCUAAUGACUACAUAAAUUUGGGAUUUAUUAUUAUUAUAAUAUUCUAAUGAAACUGAAAAUUGUAUUUUUUUUUAGGAUAAACAACAAUUUUACCUGGCGUAGCCGUUCAUAAAUGUUUUUCUGCAUUUAUCUUCGAAAAAUGGCGUAUUUAAUGGAAUAGAACGUUAAUACAGUAAACUUUCUCUUUUUUCUCCGCAAUAGGCUAUCAAAAAUAAUUUAUCUAAUGUGUAUGUGGAAAAUUAUGUGAAAAGAUAAAAAGUGGCAAUUGUUACCUUUCAUACCUUAAGUUUCGUUCAUCUGAUUCUGACCAAUGCUUAUAUACUAAAUAUCUAUUUAUAUGCCGCUAUUAUUGUUGUUGUUACCAAUUAUGUAAAUCAAUUGUAUCUGAUUUUAUGCCCUUUAUGGGCCCUGUAAUUUGGGAAAUAAAAAAAAAUCUAUUCAUUGAUAAAA
Molecule: messenger RNA, 7183 nt
Organism: Mytilus californianus (California mussel)
Lineage: Eukaryota; Metazoa; Mollusca; Bivalvia; Mytilida; Mytilidae
Product: protein dispatched homolog 1-like
Exons: 11
Coding region: 248-3586 (1112 amino acids)
Cellular component (GO): membrane
Source: RefSeq, a predicted model, not a curated record